AUGGAGCUGAGAGGCAAGAUGGAGGAGGCACCGUCCACACCACCCUCUCCCCUCAUACCCUGUUCCUCCUCCUCCCUCCCACUCUCCUUCCCUCUCAUACCCCUCUCUCCUCCCCUCCUCGUUUCUCCACUUGGAGCUAGCAAGCAGCGGCGCAGACAUGGGCUAGCAAGCAGCGGGGCAGACAUGGAGUGGGGAGGCAAGAUCGAGGGGGUUCCAUGGAGCAGGCAAGCGGCGGGGCAGACAUGGAGUGGAGAGGCAAGAUCGAGGAGCUGCUAUCCACACCACCCUCUCCCCUCGUACCCCGUUCCCGUCCCUCCCCUCCCUCCCCCCUUCGCUGCCCCCUUUUUCCAGAUGGAGCAGGCAAGCGGCGGGGCAGACAUGGAGUGGAGAGGCAAGAUCGAGGAGCUGCUAUCCACACCACCCUCUCCCCUCGUACCCCGUUCCCGUCCCUCCCCUCCCUCCCCCCUUCGCUGCCCCCUUUUUCCAGAUGGAGCAGGCAAGCGGCGGGGCAGACAUGGAGUGGAGAGGCAAGAUCGAGGAGCUGCUAUCCACACCACCCUCUCCCCUCGUACCCCGUUCCCGUCCCUCCCCUCCCUCCCCCCUUCGCUGCCCCCUUUUUCCAGAUGGAGCAGGCAAGCGGCGGGGCAGACAUGGAGUGGAGAGGCAAGAUCGAGGAGCUGCUAUCCACACCACCCUCUCCCCUCGUACCCCGUUCCCGUCCCUCCCCUCCCUCCCCCCUUCGCUGCCCCCUUUUUCCAGAUGGAGCAGGCAAGCGGCGGGGCAGACAUGGAGUUGAGAGGCAAGAUCGAGCAGCUGCGAGCAGUCUCGUCAGCCAGCGUGGCGCAGACCAAUUCAUCAAUGGAGCAGGUGCGUGCGUGCGUAAGAAUGCAUGCUGGCGCAGGCAGACCAACACACAUCCAUGGAGUUGACUUUUGA
Closterium sp. Naga37s-1 is the source of this 936-nucleotide messenger RNA. The record is from the annotation of a GenBank genome assembly. NCBI's taxonomy places the organism in Eukaryota, Viridiplantae, Streptophyta, Zygnematophyceae, Desmidiales, Closteriaceae.